AUGCCAAAGGACGAGUCCCCGGUAGAAAGCCCGGUCAUGGCCGUGGCCGAGUCCUCGUCGGCGCCGCUUCCGAAGCGAACCGCGCCCGUAGAGUCGACGGAAAAUACACCCCGAAUGAAGCGUGGCAAGUACACGUCGCUGGCCUGCAAUGAGUGCAAGAGACGAAAGCUCAAGUGCCUCCCAAACGCGGACGGCGAUAGCUGCGAGCGCUGCAACACGCGUAAGCUGCUGUGCAUUUUUGCUGUCAAUUCGCCCAAGGGCGACAAGAAGCGCGACGACGGAACCCAAAUACAAAUCCUCGGCGAUGAGCUGGCGCAGGUCCGCCAUGAGCUCGCCAACCUCUCCCAAGCCGUGUUUGAGCUGCGGCAGCAGCAGCCCCGGUCGCCACACGGGGGUGCCACGUCGGCCCCGGCCGGCGGUCAUCACACGGACCCGUCCUCGACGCGGUCCCCGUCGAGCGUCAUCGUCACGCGCGACGCGGUCCCCAAGCACCCGCAGUUUGUCGGCCCCACGCGUCCGGCCUACGGCCUCAUGAUUGCCGAGCGCUCCCUGACACGCAUGGGCAUCCCGGACUCGCCGUCGUCGCCGUCUGGCAGCGGGCCGAGCUCGCCCGAGGCUGGCGGUCCGGCCCCCCCGCCGUUGCCCGUGGCCGCCGAUGUCGAGUUCUGGCAGCACUGCACGCCCGCCGAGGCCGCCCGCCUCAUGGGCGUCUUUGAGGAGGAGGCCGAGUCCGUCUACCCGUACAUUGACAUUCUCGAGCUCGCCGCCCGCGCCGAGCAGAUACUGCGCAUCAUACGCCUGCCCGAGCUGCUCGACGACGAGGCCUUCGCCGGCGGCCGCCCGCUGACGGCCACGGACAUUGACAUUGCCAAAAUUGCCGUUGCCGUCGGCGUGGCGAUCGAGGCACGCGGCAAGAAUGAUGUGUGCGCAGCGAUUGCGGCGUCGGUGGAGCAGAACACGGCGCGCAUCUCGCAGACCGAAGUGUCGCUGCGGGGUAUCCAGCUUCUGUUGUCCAUGAGCAUCUACUACUUUCACAGCGACGACGAGCUACUGGCCUGGCGCGCGAUUGGCGUCGCCGCCCGCGAGGCCCUGGAAAUGGGCCUCCACCGGAAACGCAGUCUCUACGACAACUUUACCGACACGGCGUCGCGGCAGCGCGCGCUCCGCGUCUUUUGCUGCUGCUACAUCCUCGACCGUCGAUGGAGCUUCGGCACCAGUCUCUCCUUUGCCCUGGUCGACAGCGACAUUGACCCUACCUUGAUGGAACUCCACCACCUCAUCAGCCCGGCGGCGGUGGCCGCGGACCCGGAGCGCGCGCGCGUCGCCGUCGACCUCGCGCGCGACACGGUCCAGGUCCUCGUGCACCUCAACGCCACGUCGGACAUUUACUCGCGCCAGCAAAACGCCUUCAACUACUUUCUGGCGAGCGCGUUUGCCGUCAUCUCGCUCGCGCUGUGCCACGCCCCGCACAUCUUCGCCGCGCCCUGCACGCAGAGCUUCAUGGACGCGGCCGGCCUCGUCAAGGGCUUCAGCCGGCACAGCAUGGCGAGCAAGCGGCUGUGGAAGAGCAUACGGGGCUUGUCGCCGCGAUUGAAGAGUCUAGGGGUGGGCGGUCCGAGCGGCAAAGAGCAGCAGCAGCAGCAGCAGCAACACCAGCAGCAUCAGCAGCAUCAGCAGCAAGGGGGUAGGGGCGUCGAUGCUGGCGGAGCGGCGAGGUGGAGAGGGUAUAAUCAGCUGUAUGCGGGCGACGGACGGCAGCCGGCCGGCGGCGGGACCAGCCAGUCGGCGCCGCCCGCACCGGAUAGUCUGUGGAACUACAGCCUGAAGCCGCCGGCGGCGACGGCGGGCGGUGGUGGUGUGGGAGGGCAGCAGGCGCUCGCGGGAAACAAUAAUAGCAACAACGCGGAGCCGCUGCCGGGCAUGAACCCGGAUAUCCUGAGCUUGUUCGACUCGCUGGGCGACGAGGCCAUGUUUAGCAGCGGCAGCUUCGACGCGGGCGUGUAUGGCGGCAUGGAUCCGGAUGGCGAGGGCGGCGACAUUUCGAGGCUUUUUCUGCAAGGUCUUAUGUAG
Messenger RNA from Cordyceps militaris CM01, 2070 nucleotides. RefSeq names its product Fungal specific transcription factor. The transcript is spliced from 5 exons. NCBI's taxonomy places the organism in Eukaryota, Fungi, Ascomycota, Sordariomycetes, Hypocreales, Cordycipitaceae. Gene Ontology annotation, cellular component: nucleus. The record is from RefSeq and is a predicted model, not a curated record. The coding region runs from base 1 to 2070 and encodes 689 amino acids. Gene Ontology annotation, biological process: positive regulation of transcription from RNA polymerase II promoter by galactose; DNA-templated transcription. Gene Ontology annotation, molecular function: RNA polymerase II cis-regulatory region sequence-specific DNA binding; zinc ion binding; DNA-binding transcription factor activity, RNA polymerase II-specific.